This is a messenger RNA of Angiostrongylus costaricensis, 2574 nucleotides long. NCBI's taxonomy places the organism in Eukaryota, Metazoa, Nematoda, Chromadorea, Rhabditida, Metastrongylidae. The record is from the annotation of a GenBank genome assembly.
AUGCGUCGUGCAGAUUCCAUACUGUUUGCUCCAUAUCGUUCAAUGGGAGUGGUAUGCACGGAUGUGAAGCCGGUUAUACGACUAAACGAGUCGAAAACUCGGUAUGAUCCGUUAUUUCAAUUCUCACCAGAGCUAUCUGUCGUUUUUUAUGCCAUUGUUUCUUUAAAUGCAUUUAUUCCCGUGAUAACGUCACUGUUGUGUCCUGUAGAUAAUGUCAUACUGCACUACAAAGCGGAGAAGCUUAGGCUUGUUGGCAUUUCCGAUGUGCUUCCUCACAUAGUGACGGCCGUAGCAGCGGAUCGUUCUGGAGUUUAUGCUGCCACUGGUACUGCAGUUGCAGUUAUGAAGACAUGUCGUCACGUUGAUCGAUACAUAGAAGUCGGAGCAAAGACGAAGUUUAUGGAAGUCAUUAUCGAUACUGAAGACGGCAUCAGGGUGUUCGACAUUGGUGACGGUCAAAAGACUUUGAGUAUGGAAGGAUCAAAAAGCUUUCAAAUCACUGCCGUGGUUCAUCCGAGCACGUAUUUAUACAAGGUUGUGGUCGGGUCUUCAAUUGGAACAUUGCGCCUUAUAAACUUUCAUACUGGUCGUAUCAUCCAUGAAUUUGCCAAGGGUUUCGACGCUGCAGUCACUGUACUUGAGCAGUCUCCGGCAGUAGAUGUUUUGGCCGUUGGACUCUCCAAUGGACAAAUUUUCCUGCACAAUGUGCGAGUGGACGAGACGAUAUGCAAAUUUCGACAUGAAAAGGCCAUAUCAGCUGUUGGAUUCCGGAAUGACGGAAAACCUUAUAUGACAACUGCAGACGUCGGUGGAGACAUAGUGGUGUGGGAUCUGGAGAAGCGUCAACUGAUGGGAAAAGUAGUUAAUGUUCACCAUGCUGCAGUAACUAAAUUAUAUUUCAUGUUAGGAGAACCUAUUAUGGUAUCGGCAUCCGCCGAUAAUUCACUACGAACAUGGGUGCUUGAUGGGGCUGAUGGUGUGCCUCGCCAACUCGUUAUUCUUGAGGGACACGCGGAUGAAGUUUUAUCUUCUGGGAUGGAUGGUUCCGUUCGUAAAUAUAUGGUUAAUGUGGAUACUAUGCGUCAAAAGCUUGGGAGUGCAGGGACGAUAUCCAGAGCUAUAGCUAAAAAGAAACACAUCCCACUGGAGAGCAUACGCUUGGCACCCGUUGUUGACAUGGCAAUUGGAUGGAGCCGCGAAGCGAGCUGGGAUAAUCUCAUCCAUCAAAGAUUUCUCAAAGAUGCUGCUCUGUCAGAUGCAGUUGCAACAGCAAUUACGCUUUCUCCGUGUGGAAAUUUUGCUUUUAUAGGAUAUUCAACGGGCCAUGUUGACCAAUUCAAUGUUCAAAGCGGCCGUUAUGUAAAGACCUUUAGUAAACAGUGUGACGUUGAAGAAAAUUCGAAUAAGAUUGAAAAGUUCAAGUCGCAAAAAGCGCAUGAUUCAAAAAUCACCACGUUAACCGUGGGCGCACGUGGUUCCGAGCUGGUUACUGGCUGCUACGGUGGUGUUUCCAUAGCCAUCAUUGAUGUACUUUGCCGGCGAGUUGUUCGUAACAUAACAGCUGUUGGAGGCUGCGUAAACGCCUUAGAAUUUUCUAGCGAUGGACGAUGGCUACUUACUGCAGAUGACUCAAAGUACAUUAAGGUCUGGGAGCUGUCGACAUCGCAGCUGAUUGAUGUGAUGUUGUUCGACAAGCCUUGUAUUGGAUUAUCAUUCAACAAUUCGGGGGAGUACUUGGCCACAAUUCAUAAGGGAGAAAGAGGGAUCUUCAUAUGGGUGAAUAAAAAAAUGUAUGCAUCCCAUGUAAACAUUCGAGCGCUUCCCGUGGAUUAUACACCUACAUGGAGUUCACAUGUGGCUGAAAUUGGGGUGAACACUUUUGUCAUCGAUGAUGAGAGUGAUGAUGAGUGGGAAGGCAAGCCUCAGAAUUUCGCGCUUCUGUCUGGCAUAUCUUUGUUGUCGUCUAUGGAAUGUGCUUUUCACUUACCUAUGUUUAUUCCGAAAAUAACUUGUGAAUUAAAAGAUAUAGAUGAGUCGUUGGUAACAUAUUCUGGAUUGGCCCCUUCUCGAUGGUCGAAUCUACCAGUUCUGUCUCUUAUUAAGGAAAGAAACAAACCAGACCAACCUCCGAGGAAGCCGAAACAGGCUCCUUUCUUUCUAGCUGCUGCUCCUACACUUGAAGGAUUCGAAUUUGAAGUUCCUGAAGAGGAUAGCGACGAGCAUCGCCGUAUAUUACAAGCAAAAAGAAGUUUGCUUGAACUAGAAAGCUCUUUCAGUGCGGCUACAUCUGCUGAGGAACUCUUUGAUGUAUUCUCUUGUUUGAAAAAGAUGUCCGUAUCCGCAGUACUAAAGACCAGAAGAGAUUUUGAUUUAGUACAAGCUUACUUGGCAGCAUCAAUAAAAAUUCAUAGGUCUUCAUUAUGGCGAAGCGAUGAGGGUGAUAAGGAAGUUGAUGAGUUGUUAAAGAUUCUAGAAGACUUAUCUCUAGAGGAGGAAUUUGGAUGGUCAAACUAUGACCAAAUAAUGGUCGAAAACGCAGCGGUCGCACAGUGGAUCAAAAACGCAUUAGUUUAG